GAAAAUUAAUAUCGACAUCAAUAUAUUAGGGCUUUAAGCUACAUUUUAUCAUUUCAAAAGUCCAGCCAUUAUCUGAUUAGAGGGUUAACAGUGGUUUUGCCUACUUUAUCAGUGGGUUAACCAGUUGCAGCUAUAAUACAUACACAAUAUACACAAAAGGCGGCCGUCUUUCCCUGCGUCUUUACCCUCUCUCACCCGAAACCAUUCAGCGGCCCUACGCCGCUGCGACCGCCGGAGGUUUUUGGAUUACAUCCGUUUCGCGAAACUUUAGUUCUGCGCAACAUGAUUCUGCCGGCAGUUGUUAGUCAUGGGUUUAUCCCUCGAUUCUGAGAUCCUGGUUGGAGAGCGAGAGCGAUAGAGAGAUCUUGCGAGGGAUAAGAGAGUAGAAGAAAAUGGCAGAUUGUUCGGGCUUGAGCUCGGGCUACAAAGAGUAUGUCGCGGGUAUGCUGGCGGGUGUUGCCACAGUCGUUGUGGGUCAUCCAUUCGACACAGUCAAGGUGAAGCUUCAAAAACACAACGCAGGAGCUAAUGGGAUGAAGUACAAGAGUGGUUUUCACUGUACUGCGGCAAUAUUGAAGACUGAUGGAGUGAAGGGCCUUUAUCGCGGUGCAACACCUUCUUUUGUUGGAAUGGCUUGUGAAAGCUCACUUGCUUUCGGAAUUUAUUCCCAGACAAAACAGUUUCUGCAGGGAGAAAUAACAAAUGGGAAGCCGCAGCUUCGUGCGAUAGUUCCUUCGGGAGCUUUUGCUGGAGCUCUUAUCAGCUUUAUAUUGUGCCCAUCAGAGCUGGUAAAGUGUAGAAUGCAAGUUCAAGGCUCCUUCAUUCAUAGUUCAAGCACAUACAACAGUCCCAUUGAUUGCGCCCUUAAAACUCUUAAAAGUGAAGGGUUUGCUCUUCAGCUGACAGGAUUAUUCCGAGGAGGCAGUGCUACUUUUUUAAGAGAAUCUCUUGGAAAUGCAGUCUUCUUUAGCACUUACGAGCACAUGCGUUAUUACAUGCGUUUACCACUGAGAGAUACUUCCUCUGAUUUAACCCAUUUUAUUGAUGUAGGAAUCGGGAUUGUUAGUGGUGGCUUAAGUGGGAUAGCAUGUUGGUCUGUUGUUCUACCCUUGGAUGUGGCAAAGACUAUAAUUCAAACUUCAUCAGACAAGAAACAGACCAGGAAUCCAUUUCGGAUUCUUCAAUCGAUCUACGGGAGGUCCGGAAUUAGGGGAUGCUAUACAGGUCUUGGUCCUACAAUAGUUAGAGCAUUUCCUGCUAAUGCCGCUGCUAUUGUCACAUGGGAACUAGCCAUGAAGUUGCUGGGCAUCAAGCGCGAAUAGGACUGGUGCACCAUAGGAAUGCCUAGUGCAUAUUAUCCUUUACGACGACCUGUAUUAUGUUUUCUUGUUGCCUGCAUUCAGAGUGAUUCUUUCAAGGUGUGAGGCUCCUGAUAUGAUACUAUACCAUCAACUGAUAUGAGGAAUUGGAUAAAAGUUUAUUGUGUUAUGGUCAGCUUAUUGGUCACUGAAGUUGGUGUGACAUCUUUUUUUUUUUUAAAUUCUUCUUUUCUUAGGCCCAUCAGUGGGUAAGUUGUUAAUGAUUGAUGUCAACAGUUUUAAAAUCCUGCCUUAACUAUGAAUGGCAGUUCAAUUGUCUGACAUAGGAACUUCUAUUGUGAUGGAAUAGUGGAAAGGAACUUGUGUACUCUUGCAAUUCAGGACCAAUCUAUUUUAAAUAAUCUCAUUGAAUAUUUCAGUAGCCUAUAAAAAAAUUACUGAGUGGCGUGAUCUUAUAUUUUUUCAUUUCCU
Molecule: messenger RNA, 1790 nt
Organism: Striga asiatica
Lineage: Eukaryota; Viridiplantae; Streptophyta; Magnoliopsida; Lamiales; Orobanchaceae
Source: the annotation of a GenBank genome assembly